AUGCCUCCGUCCACCACGUCGGCCGAGGUCUCGACUGCUCCGCUCGCCGAUUACUUCUGGAUUGCCGGAGUCGAUGGGAGUGAGAUCCUCGAUACCUUCCGCAAGCUCGGGGAGGAUUAUAAGACCAGCGGGGCUGCGGCCCCUGUCAGUACCGAUACCAUCGAGGAGGAUGCCGACGCAGAGGAGGCGCACGACUCGCGCCCGCCGUCCAUGGGGGGUUUGCGGGCGUCUUACCAGCAGCUCUUCUCCAAGUUGUCCGCCGAUCCGCGACUGUCCACUCGCUCGGGGGACCCGUUCGGUCAGAAUGGCGGCGGCGGCGGCGGCGGUGGUACCAACAGCAAUCGCAGCAGUCUGUCUACCAUCAAGGGCACUCAGUCGCCCCGAGGCUCCUCCUUCUUCACCGAAGAUUUCGACUUUGACAAGGCUCUGCUGAAGUUUGCCUCGGAGCGCGAAUCGUUUCUCUCCGAUCUGAGUCUCAGCGCCGGCGCCAUCACCCCGCAGCGGCCGCGGUCCCGACUACGCACCCAGAAGAUCGUCUCGGAGGACCCGCCCUCGCAGUCGGCCAGUCUGCUGCGUUCGGGCAUCGGCAGUGUGCGUCGACAUAUGGCGUUUAGGGACAUGAACAGCAUGAAGAGGCAGCCAUCGCUCGCGCGACAGGCAUCCGUGCGGACAUCACGACGCCUGAGUAACUACAACUCCGUCAUCCCUGCGCCGCAGCCGCUGGAAAUAUCGCCCAGCAUGCAUCCGCUCAAGCGCCGGUUCGAACCUGUCCUCCUCGACCGAUAUCCUCCCAAAGGCGUGCCAGAUGAGACCAAACAACGCGGCUCCUUUCCGGACUAUGUCCCCAUGUUUGCCUUUCCCAACGAUAUCAACAUCGUCUCGUCCGACCAGCGGCCACGCUCCACCUGGCACGGGUUUGUCAUGACCACCGACAACGGGUCGCGGUUACACGCCAUCUGCGUCAUCAUCUGGAUCCCCCUGAACCCGCACGCCGCCGAGGAAUUGGAGAAGCGCUGCGAGGAGUGGAGGAAGGACAACAUGACCGACGAGGAGAGAGAGCUGGCCGCCAGCCUGGGCGAACGCUUGGCCCUGGAGCGCGCCAAACUCUCCCGCCUUCUCGCUCAACUGCCCACCGUCCCCUCGGGUUCUGAAUCGCGCGAGCAGCUCGAAGAUGAGAUCAGCGCCGUCGAGGAGAAGAUCGGCCUCAUGACCGACCUCCUGCGUCCCGUGCGCCACGGUGCCGCCACCAAGAUCGAAGGCCUGACUGACGGCGACACGGGAUUCUGGAUCCCUCGCGCCUAUGGCAUCCUCGGCCGCGAAGGGACCAUGACCAGUUUCUGGAAGGAAUGGCUCAAAGCCGUCAUCGUCCCCAUGACGGAUAGUACCAUCCUCCACGUCCCAUCAAGCUCGCCUCGUGUCGGCGUCUGGCAGCCGCUCGAGCGCUAUGUCAUGAAUCUCUGCACCGAGGCCUUCUGCCCACUCUCCUCCAAGACCCAGGUCGAACUCGCCGUCAGAGAACUUCGUCUCUUUGCGCGCAAGGAAGCAGUCAACGAGCUUCCAAACGCUCGCAACACCGACCUGUAUGCUUUGUUCCGCACCUUAUCCCUACCCAACAUCAUGAUUCUUCUCGAGUACGCUCUGACCGAAUCUCGUAUAAUCCUGUUGUCUUCCCAUACCUCUAUGCUUCAUCUCGCGAGCAAAGCUCUGGUGGACCUGUUGUUUCCGAUUCAGUGGACAGGUGUACUGAUCCCCGUCCUGCCGGCUCGAUUGAUCCAAGCCCUCGAGGCACCUUGCCCCUACAUAGUCGGAAUCGAACGCCGAUAUGAAAAAGUCGAGCUGCCGUCGGAUGACUUCGUUCUUGUGGACCUCGAUCAGGAUAUGAUCGAGAGUACCGUCCGUCCGACCCCUCUGCCCCGUCAUCAACGUCGUAAACUCUUGUCUCUCCUACAGCUGGCCGCGCCGCAUCACAGCCGGUAUGGCGUUCGUGUCGGCCCGCCCGCGUAUGCGAUCGAAUGCUUCCCGUUCGACUUGUUCUCGUCGGAAAACCCAUCCAUCUUCAACUCCCGAGCGCAGCCCACCCAGCUGUCCAAAUUUGUCAGUCUCAACUCGAGCGCCUUUGGGCAGAGCGCCAUCCCGCCCGGCUCAUACCAACCGCCAAUAUUCAACGCCUACCUGCAUGCACGCAACGAACACGCCUCCUCGCGAGGAUACUCCUCCAAGGGAGUUGACCGGCCGGGGACCAGCUCCACCACCAAAACGAGUUCUCCGCCCUCCCCGCGGACCAGCUCUCCUACCUCGGGCCAUUUCCCCCCGUUGCCCAGCACUCCGGCGUCCCGCAACGACUCGGGAAUGGCCCUGCAGGCCUCACUGCGGGAGAAGCGAUCCGGUCAUUUUGACGCGGCGUCACGAAGGAGCUCCUCGUUCGGGGUGGACAUGCGGCAGGGUGUGGCCCGACGGCCCAGCGCCCCCUUCCUGGGCCACACGUCGAACCUGUCAGUAACCACGCUGAACACGGACUACAACCCGUCCUCGACGUAUGCCCCAUCCGUGUAUGCGCAGUCGACCAUUGCGGCAUCGACGAUCGUGCCGCAGGCGUACGCCCAGCCGGUACAUAACUCCGAGGGCAUCUGCUGGGUGGAGGGCCACUGCUUACAGCUCUACCCGUGGGAUGAGAAGCACACGUGCGCCAUCUGCGACGAGCGGGCGGAGGAGGGCAUGUUCCGAUGCACGGCCUGCAAGACCACGGUGCACAACCGAUGUGCGAACCAGAUCUGUCUCGUGUGCCCGGCGGCCUUCCAUCCGGAGCAGAUCCGCGCCGCGUUUGUACGCUGCUUUGCCAGUCUCUUCUACACCUACAAGAAGUUCAUGCAGCCGGCGUCGGGAGACAAGAAAAAGGCCGGGCUCACGUAUAGUUUCAACAUGGAUGCGUUUAUGAAAAGUCUGCCGAGCGAGCAUGCCGAGUAUAUUGGAGUGUUGCAGCAAACACAAGCAGGCUUCAACGAGUUUAUCUGUGAGCGAGAGCGCGUAAACCCGAAAUCCAAAGACCCCCGCCUCAUCUUGUUCGACGAGAUCAUCCUCUCCAAACGCAACCGUGGCCGCUCAUCGAUCUUCUCCGGCCGAAGCAUGACCGACUUUCUCUCUGAUACGUCCAACCACCUGUGGCGGACGGCCAGUGCGAGCUCGUUCCCGUCAAGUAGCCGAAGCCAACACAAUCUGUCUGGGGACUAUUCUCAAGUCGUCACCAGAGCCCCAGCCAAAUUAGACCCAAGUCUCAUGAAAGAACCCCGCAUGGUUCACGGAGCCCCCCGGGUCUCCAAGACCACCAACAAUGCCCGCAGGAAACCACUUCCGAAGAUGAUGAACGGCCUGGCUAUCUCACCUCCUUGA
Messenger RNA from Penicilliopsis zonata CBS 506.65, 3387 nucleotides. RefSeq lists its product as hypothetical. The coding region runs from base 1 to 3387 and encodes 1128 amino acids. The transcript is spliced from 6 exons. NCBI's taxonomy places the organism in Eukaryota, Fungi, Ascomycota, Eurotiomycetes, Eurotiales, Aspergillaceae. Gene Ontology annotation, biological process: regulation of Rab protein signal transduction. Gene Ontology annotation, cellular component: cytoplasmic vesicle. The record is from RefSeq and is a predicted model, not a curated record.